Molecule: messenger RNA, 831 nt
Organism: Chinchilla lanigera (long-tailed chinchilla)
Lineage: Eukaryota; Metazoa; Chordata; Mammalia; Rodentia; Chinchillidae
Product: olfactory receptor 11H6-like
Exons: 1
Coding region: 94-831 (245 amino acids)
Biological process (GO): G protein-coupled receptor signaling pathway
Cellular component (GO): membrane
Molecular function (GO): olfactory receptor activity
Source: RefSeq, a predicted model, not a curated record
GUUACCCACUUCAUCCUCCUGGGCUUCCCCUCAAGCCCAGAAAGGCAGCUUCUCUACUUUAGGCUCUUCUCAGUAGCCUACACGCUGACCCUCAUGGGGAAUACAGCCAUUGCCUGUGCAGCGCAGAGAGACCAUUGCUUUCACACCCCCAUGUACAUCUUCUUGGGGAAUUUCUCUCUUCUGGAAAUAUGCUACCUCACAACAACUGUUCCUAACUUGUUAGCCAACGUCCUCUCCACAACGAAGUCCAUCUCCUUUGUGAGGUGUUUUGCACAAUUCUACUUCUUCUUCUCCUUUGGAUAUGAUGAAGGCUUCUACCUUUGCAUUGUGGUCUUUGACAGGUACCUUGCCAUCUGCCGCCCUCUCCAUUAUCCACACAUCAUGACCAGACAGCUCUGCACCAGCCUCCUUGUCUUUGGGUGGUCCUGUGGGUUCAUUCUCUUUCUAACUCCGUUUGUUUUCAUCUCACAGCUACCCUACGGUGGCCCAAAUAUUAUCAACCAUUUUGUAUGUGAUCCUGUCCCAUUGAUGAUGCUGUCCUGUCCUGAGGACACCACAACCCAGUUCAUUUAUUCUUCUUUCAAUGCUUUCUUCAUGAUUGGUACUUUCAUCUUUAUCAUUUGCUCUUAUGCUCUGGUAAUUUUGGCUGCGGUACAAAUGCCUUCAGCAGCGAGCAAGCAUAAGGCUUUCUUGACUUGUGCUUCUCAUUUAGCAGUUUUUAUCCUAUUUUAUGGCUCUAUUAUGGUGAUGUAUGUUGGUCCUGAGUCAGGACGCACAGUGAAGAUGCAAAAAAAAUUAUUUGUUUUAUUCUGUGAUAACACCUCUAUGUAA